GAAUCCGGCCACCACGGACAAAUGUACAUAAGUACAAAACCCCACGUAGUAACAAAUAUAGUAGGAAGUAGCUUCCCAUGCAACUUCGAGGAAACCAAAAGAAAACAGAACCAUCCAUUCCCCUGAAAUUGACACCCCCAAAUUUACACUUCUUUUAUAACCACUCAUCAAAAUUUAAUUAACCCCACCAUCCUCUAUUUAAACCGCACCUGCAUGGGCCGCCAUCUUCAAUUCAAUUCAUCCAAUCCGCCAUACAUACAUACACACUCGCAAUAUUACAUACAAGAACUCAUAGAUUAGCAGAAAAAAUAGAGAGAAUGGCGGGGAUGGGGCGCGAUGUGGUGUUCGAGGAUUUCUUUCCAUCAAUGGUGGAGAAGCUGGGAGCUGAAGGGUUUUUGCAGGAGCUUUGCAAUGGGUUUCAGCUGCUGAGAGAUGGGGAGAAAGGGGUGAUCACUUUUGAGAGCUUGAAGAAGAAUAUGGCGCAGUUAGGGUUGGGAGGGAUUAGUGAUGAGGAGCUGAGGUGCAUGAUGAAGGAAGGGGACACGGAUGGGGAUGGGUGCUUGAGUGAGAUGGAGUUUUGUGUGCUCAUGUUUAGGUUGAGCCCUGAUUUGAUGAGCAAAUGCAGAAUGUGGAUGGACAACCUCAUUAAUAAUCAAGCUUAAAUUAGUUAUUAGUCAUUACAGUCCAUUAAUGACGACUGUUAUCAUUUUGUAGUUUAAUUUGUCUCCUAUAUUUCUGCAUGUGGUUUUUUCUUUGUUUUCAUCUCAUUAUUAAGUGUAUGUUGUUGUCCUCUAUUGUCACCAUAUAUCUUUAUUUGUACCAAUAAAUAUUGUUGUUCAUGUCCUUCAA
Molecule: messenger RNA, 849 nt
Organism: Ipomoea triloba (trilobed morning glory)
Lineage: Eukaryota; Viridiplantae; Streptophyta; Magnoliopsida; Solanales; Convolvulaceae
Product: calcium-binding protein KRP1-like
Exons: 1
Coding region: 318-662 (114 amino acids)
Molecular function (GO): calcium ion binding
Source: RefSeq, a predicted model, not a curated record